AUGGCGGGUCUGAGUGCAGCUUGCUUGGUAUUUCCGUACGAAUUGGCCGAGGCCACCCCCGAAAGUUUUGUCACACGGCCUCUUCAUAAUGCCAUCGUCAAACCGGAUAGCAUCAUAGCAUCCUCCGAAUUGCAUGUCAACUUCAAAGUCUCCAUUCACCUUUGGGCCAAUCCGGCCAAACAAAACGCCCGUCAGAGCCCCAAGGAUCAGAGUGCACUCGGCAAAAGCGAUGAGAUGAUCUGCUUCUUUGGCAAUCAGAUCUUCAAGGUCCUGGGCGCCUUUGUCAAGGAUGGCGAAUACAACUCGCGUAUUGGUCAGGCGCUGGAGGCGCAUACACUGAAAGACAAGGUGUUUUCGACACACCUCACCACCGACAUUGCUGCUGGUUACAGGAAUCCCGAUGGGUCGUAG
This is a messenger RNA of Pyricularia oryzae 70-15, 411 nucleotides long. RefSeq lists its product as uncharacterized. Lineage: Eukaryota; Fungi; Ascomycota; Sordariomycetes; Magnaporthales; Pyriculariaceae. Bases 1 to 411 code for a protein of 136 amino acids. The transcript is spliced from 2 exons. The record is from RefSeq and is a predicted model, not a curated record.